AUGUUCUUCUGGUGGCUUGUUGUUGGCGUACUUGUGGCGUCCAUCGCCCUGCUUACUCUGCUGCUGGCCCCACUGCCCACCUUCCUUGCGUCGGGCGCGGUUCAACUGAUUAACGCCAUCCAGCGCCCCCUUUGGGUGGUGCUCAGCCUCGUUUCCUGGGUUCUUGUUGAUGCUGCAUUGGAGGUGCGAAAGCACAGCGGCGUUAGCGACAGCCACUAUGCUGAGCGUGCCGGCCUCCCGAUGAUGACGCACAACAUCAAGUGGCGUGCGGAGCGUAACUUCUACUUGGCCGGCUUCACGUGGACGCUGCUCCUCAUCGUUCUGCGUUGCCACUACCUCGCUCGGUCCAAGCUGGAGCUCAUCGCUGAAAACAGGCGCAUGCGCGCCGAGAGGCAAAACCAGUAG
Acanthamoeba castellanii str. Neff is the source of this 405-nucleotide messenger RNA. RefSeq lists its product as uncharacterized. Gene Ontology annotation, cellular component: endoplasmic reticulum; endoplasmic reticulum membrane. Lineage: Eukaryota; Discosea; Longamoebia; Acanthamoebidae. The transcript is spliced from 2 exons. Gene Ontology annotation, biological process: intracellular protein transport; endoplasmic reticulum to Golgi vesicle-mediated transport. The record is from RefSeq and is a predicted model, not a curated record. The coding region runs from base 1 to 405 and encodes 134 amino acids.